Messenger RNA from Enterobius vermicularis (human pinworm), 422 nucleotides. Lineage: Eukaryota; Metazoa; Nematoda; Chromadorea; Rhabditida; Oxyuridae. The record is from the annotation of a GenBank genome assembly.
AUGUUGAUGAUCUUGGGAUGUGCAUUUCGACUUGUCAUCUAUGUAAUAAAUGAUCAAAGAAUCAAGAAGGCGAUACUUCGAGCAUUUAUACGACGUUAUGGACGUUUUAGAGGCUUUAAAAGUGUUAAGCAGGGCAAUCUGGAAAAGUGGUCUAUUGUUGUGGUUUCCAACAGUCUUCGUAGUAACGUGACUGUAACAAAUGCUUUACACGGUAGUCAGGAGUUGCAUCCAGGAAUUUAUAGAAGGUCUCUGGAUGAGCUAGCAUUAUUAUUGCAAAAAAGGCGAAGAUUCUUGGUGGAUAUGACAAUAACAUUGACCAGUAGCGUCCGAAAAGUAAGCGCUGUACUUGUUAUGUUACAUGAUGUGAAACAAAAAUCUGCUUUUUUUACUUGCCAGAUAACAGUAACGUGUGGUUUCUAAAC